Messenger RNA from Apiotrichum porosum, 2004 nucleotides. RefSeq lists its product as uncharacterized. Gene Ontology annotation, molecular function: alkaline phosphatase activity. Lineage: Eukaryota; Fungi; Basidiomycota; Tremellomycetes; Trichosporonales; Trichosporonaceae. Gene Ontology annotation, biological process: dephosphorylation. The record is from RefSeq and is a predicted model, not a curated record. Bases 1 to 2004 code for a protein of 667 amino acids. The transcript has 5 exons.
AUGGUCGCCUUCAAGCUCCUGGCCGCUGUCCUCGUGGCCGGUACUGCCACUGCGCAGACGUUCCGUCGCUCUGCCGCCUGCCCCAAGCUCGGCUGUGUGUACCCGCCCGACCAGGUCGACUUCAUCGCCGGCCAGACCUUUGACAUCCGCGUCGAAGUCCAGGCUCCCGUCAACGGAUCGGAGGCUUACAACAAUGGUGUCCCCAGCCCCGACUUUACUCUCCAGAUCGGUUCCAAGGGCUCCAAGCUCCAGGACGUGACCAAGUUCUUCGGCAUCAAGGCCGAUGCCGAGGUCGAGUCGUACAACUUUACCUACUUUGAGGACCUCUUUGCCAAGGAGGAAGGCGCCGCCACGCCCGUCAACGUCCUCGCCAAGUCGUACCGCAACAUCCAGCUCCACCAGCCUGGAGAGUACCACGUCGUGUUCACCUACAACAACGGCAUGCAGACCACUGCUACUUGGACUGUUCUGCCCCUCCCCAAGAAGCCCAAGGCCAAGAACAUCAUCUUCUUCCUGGGUGACGGCAUGGCCGGGUCCAUGGUCUCGGCUGCGCGUCUCCUCGCCCACAAGACCAUCAACGGAAAGUACCAGACCAUGCUCAAGAUGGAUGAGGCCGAGGCCUUUGGUCUGCAGAUGACCCACUCGCUUGACUCGUUCAUUACAGACUCGGCCAAUUCGGCGUCGGCUCUGUUCACUGGCAAAAAGAUGACCGUCAACGGCCUCAACAUGUAUACCUCGACCGGCAACGCCUUUGGCUCUCCCAAGGUCGAGACCGUCUUUGAGAUGGCUCGCAGGACCCUUGGUAUGCAGAUCGGUGUGGUCAGCAAGGCGUACAUUGCCGACGCGAGCCCUGCCGCCGUCUGCACCCACACCUCGCAGCGUUCGCAGUACACGGCCAUUAUUGAGCAGUACCUCACCGGUGUGAGCGGCAACUACAGCUGGUUCCCCUGGCAGGGUGUCGACCUCCUCUUUGGCGGUGGUGCCGAAAACUUCCUUCCCGGACCCGGCAACGGCAACGUGUCGCAGUUUGACCGCUGGGCCGAGCACGGCUACCAGGUCGGAUUCAACAACACCCAGCUCCAGGCCUUUGACAACGCGCAGCGCGCCCUGGGCAUCUUCACCAGGGGUAACCUCAGCACAUGGCUCGACAAGAAUGUCUACCCCGACACUCUGGCCAAUGCCAUCCAGCCCGACGGAACCCAGGGAGCGUACGACCAGCCCGGUCUCAAGGAGAUGACUCUCAAGGCCGUCGACAUGCUCUCCACCCGUGCCAAGAAGCGCAAGACUGGAUGGGCCCUCUUCUCUGAGGCCGCCUUGAUUGACAAGGAGAUGCACGUCCAGGACACCCAGCGCGCUCUCGGUGACCUCCUCGAGCUCGACGACACCAUCCGCGCAACCCUCGAGCACCUCAAGAAGAUUGGCGAGCUCGACAACACCCUCAUCGUCGUCACCGCCGACCACGGCCACGGCUUUGACGUGUUUGGCUCGGCCGACACAAAGUACCUCGCCAAGCAGACCACCGACCGCAAGAAGCGCGACGCCAUUGGCGCGUACAUCAACUCUGGUCUGUCCGACUACGUCGUCCCCGACGACGUCCUGGCCACCAACCACACCGUCUUCACCGGCGAGCAGGGCAGCGGCUUCCCGGUCACUUGGGACCCGCGCUACGCCAUUGCCCACGGCUGGGCGGCCUUCCCCGACAAGCGCGAGGACUUCCGCACCGCCACCAAGCACGAGCGUAUCCCCGCCACCAAGAACGCCGAGGCCGGCAGCGGAUACUUUUUCAACCCGGACGACAAGCCCGAUGGGUUUGGCAUGACCGGAAACAUGGACGGCACCGAGGCGCAGGGCGUGCACUCGCUCGUCGACGUGCCCAUCUACGCUUGGGGCCCCGGCGCCGAGCUCUUCCGCGGCGUCCACUCCAACGUUGACAUUGCGUUCAACGUCGCUGCGGCCCUCGGCCUCGGUCGUAACAAGAACGUCACGACCACCUACCAGAAGUAG